CAUGGCGCUGCCCUUAAAGUUGUAAAUUUUAUCAGGUCAGAAAAACGAUUGGGCGGCAUUUUCCGGUCUAAAUAUUCCCUGUUUGAAAUUUGCUACUAUUAGACUUCAGUGGGAGAUGAUGACCUGAAAUAACAACAUCCUCUAAUCUUGAACAGUUUCGUGUAUGCUUUGCCUUGGAACUUGGUGAUAGUCGAUUCUCAUUUAUAUUGAUUGAUUUGAAAAUAGAAACUGGAACUGUGACUGCCUGAGGAAACUGAAAUCUAGUGGAACGAGUGCACAGCCUCUUUGAUAUGAAAGGUUAAGAGUCAAUAAAUAUUUUCCUUAUCCAUGAUGGAGGAUGCAGUCACCUCAAAUUUUAUAUCAUCAUUGAGAGUUCUAUUUGAAAUUUUGGAUGAAAAACGUGCUGGUUAUGUGAGAUUCUCGGAUAUUGAAUUGAGGUGGAAUGAAGAAGGUGUAAGAGGAUUACCCUAUGGUGUGUUAGAUGCUCUUAGAAAGGUAGUUCCACCUAAUGGCUGUCUUACAUUUGAACAAUUUGUUUCUGGUUUAAAAUUGGCUUUAGUGACAAGCGCAAAGCAGAAAGAAAAGGGGCCUCCUCCAAGCUACAAUAAGGAUAAGGAAAAGAUAUAUGAUAGGGCAGGCUACCAAGUUACUAAACAAUAUGGAGAUGAAAUUCCUUAUUAUAAAGCUACAUAUGUCAGGACUGGACCUCCAGUAACUGUUGCAGUCAAACCUAACAAUGCCUUAAAUACCAAUAGAAGAAGUGGGAGUAGUCAGCACCUAAAUGAAAGAAAGGGUGAGGAUAAUUCCUCUGCUCCUGCUCGACCACCCAGACCUGCUGCUUAUAGAAAGGAACCUGUGAGAAGAGCUCCUGUGCAACGAAAAAAUUCUGGUAGAAGACACACCUUGACCAGUGGAGUUGAUCAUAACCUAGUCAUUAGACUCCAACAGCUUGAUGAGGAGAAAAACCUUUUACUACAGGGUCAGAAAGUUGUAGAUGAAACUAAGGAAUGGUAUCGAAAACAGCUUUCUCAAAUCCAGGAAAAACAAAAAUAUGCUGGAAAAGUCAUGUUCAACAAUAAUUCACUGGAAGCUCAUAGAGAGAAAAUCAACUUUUUAAAAGCCAGAAUAUUUGAGGUGAACCAAAAUCUAAAAACAUUGAUUGAAAGUUCUGAAAAGGGUUUCCCUUUACAUAUGAAUCUUGCCUUAGGAUUGACAUUUGCCACCAAUACCAAAGAUAAUGGAAUUCAAAUGGUACGCGAACAAAAUAAACUGUUAACAAACGAAGUCAGCACUAAAGAUAAAAAGAUAUCCGUGUUAGAAAGGGAGAAGAGUUCAUUAAUUCGUGAGUUGUUUGAAGCUAGAUCAGGUGGAAAGACCAAUUAUGAUGACACUACAUUUAUGUAAAACGUGACAAACUAUGGAGUGUAAUGCAAAGUCAAAAACACUUUAGAAGGUUAAGAUUAUUUUCAUGUCUUAUUCAGUUGAAGGAAAAAACUUAUUGUGCAGAUCAGUAGAUACAUCCUGUGGAAUAUUAUAGUUUUUAUAUUAACCUAAGUUAAAAUAAUUUCAAAGAAAAACUCCUAAGGGGUCUGAAAGGUGCUUUCUAUCUAUCAUUUACAAGUGAAUGAUAUUUUGAUCAACAGGGUAUAAUUCAAAACGUAAACAGGAGCAGUCCAAUUCAUUUUGAGGUAGACAAAUUAAACUUAUACUUAUACAAGCCAACCACUUUGUAAUUGUUUCAAGUAAGCUAUCUAUUGUUGAAGUGGACUGCUCAUGAUUAGUUUUGAAUUUGAAGUCAUGAAUUGCUUGACAAGUCUUCUGUUCAAUAUUACCUAUUUCUGCUCAAAUAUAAAUCAUUUCAUAAUGUUUUAGCUUUUCAUAUGCAAGUUUAUUUUCAACUUUUUCUUCACUGCUCACUAUGUUUUUUUUUUUUUGCUUUUUGCUCAAAGUUUAUUAUUAUUUCAUCAAGGGUAUAUAUAGAGUUAUAUAUAAUAAACACCAAAUAAUAUAUAAUAAACACCAAAUAAUAUAUAAUAAUAUAAUGUGUCUUAAAAAAGCCUAUAUUAGAAUAUUGUUGAUUUAAGAUCAUGUUUUGAAAUAUUAUAAUGUUAAAGGAAUACGUCUUAGAAUGAACAUGAAAUUUAAGAAUUUUAAACUUGGCCAAUAAGAGAAUAAAUUAUAUCAUCAGUAUAUAUACCUGAUGUCAUAAAUAAAAUAACAGGAUCUUUAUAUAAUCUGAUAAAUCCAAAAAACUUAGUAAUUAUCCAUAAAUAUGCAAUUAACUAUUGAAAAACGCUUAAUAUUAAGCAUUGAUUAAUAAUUACUUAGUUUUAUGAAUAUUCCAGAUUUUACAGGGAUUCUGUUGUAACUUUAUGACACCAGGUAAGUUCGCUGAUGAAUAUAUACUCAUAUUCUUGAGAACUUGAAUUCUAUGUUUAUUUUAAGACGAAGUAUCAAUUGAAUUUCCAGGUAUAACAUUGAAGUUGCAUUAUUCUUCAUGAAUAAUUUUCUACAUAUUUUGUUAAUGUACAAAAGUUCUUGCAUUAAUCAGAAUAUUUUAUGUUGGUGUCAUUAUCAUGCAUGUUGUUAUUUCAAUAUUAUUAUACAGUAUUUAUGUAUCUAUUAUAGCCUACCCCGCUUGUAGUAAGACUAUGUUUUGUUAUAAAACAAUUGAUGUCGCUGGCAAAAUAACAAUUAUCUGGUGUUAAGGGAUUAAUUUGAGUGCUUAAUUGCGUUCACUUUUUAAAUUCUGAUGCCUCCUGUGUCUGUGUCAAUUUUAGAGAGUCCACAAAACCAAAAUUGUUACAUUGUUAUUUUUGACAGCAAUAUGAAUUGUGAUUGAAAGGUUUAGAGUUGUGAUGAAAAUUAGAGUGGUGCCUUUUUUGGUUGUGAUGUUUAGUUUAUCAUAUAUUUUAUGUCUAUAUUUACACUGUGAUGCCUAAAUGUUGUGAAAUUUUUAUCCUAUAUUUAACUAAUUAUAAUUGUUUUGCAUUUGGGCUGUUGAUAAAGCUGUAAUUGCCAGUAUUGUAUGACUUCACCUUGUCUUCUAGGUGUUACUUUCUUGACUCUUAUUAUACCCAUUGAUGUGAGUUCUAAGAAGACGAAAGAAUUUUUGAAAGAAUUGAAUGAAUAUUUUUGAAUUAAGAUAUUUAACUGCCACACUAUUCAUUUUAUGCAAUAAAUAAAAUGGUUUUAUUCAUU
Lottia gigantea (owl limpet) is the source of this 3201-nucleotide messenger RNA. RefSeq lists its product as hypothetical. NCBI's taxonomy places the organism in Eukaryota, Metazoa, Mollusca, Gastropoda, Lottiidae. The coding region runs from base 328 to 1404 and encodes 358 amino acids. The transcript is spliced from 2 exons. The record is from RefSeq and is a predicted model, not a curated record.